This is a messenger RNA of Dalotia coriaria, 1331 nucleotides long. RefSeq lists its product as uncharacterized. Bases 94 to 1320 code for a protein of 408 amino acids. NCBI's taxonomy places the organism in Eukaryota, Metazoa, Arthropoda, Insecta, Coleoptera, Staphylinidae. The record is from RefSeq and is a predicted model, not a curated record. The transcript has 5 exons.
AGAACAAACAAAUUUGGUCUCAAGAACAUUUAAACCUGGGCAAAAUUACUUCAUUUACAAAGUCUUCACUCAUUAGAGCUGUUUAAAUCUAUAAUGGACAGCAAAAGUCUCAACCAACUUUACAUAAUUUCAUUUUUGGAUUCAUUUUGCACUGGAUUGACACUUCCAGUUCUAAAUAAUUACAUUGUGGUAGGUUUAAAAGGUUCACACUUCCUUCUGGGCUUAUUGAGCAUGGUUCAAGUCUUAAGUCAAAUUAUAAUAAGCCCGUUAUUGAGCCCAGUGACAAUGUUUGUUGGGGCACGUAAUUUACUACUGUUCAGCCAUGUGAUGACAUUUUUCAACUAUUUAAUUGUUAUCAUUGCUAAUGACUAUCGCUUGUUUUUACUGUUCCGGAUGCCUUUCUUUUUCUUCAACCAAACUCAGUAUUCCACUGACGUGUUAAUCGCAAAAACUCAGCAGACCACAGGAGAUCAUUAUGUACGACAAUUGAAAAAUGUGGCUUUUAUACUGGGCCCUUUCUGUGGCGGAUUGCUGUAUCACGAUACCAGUAUUCUAUGUGUCGCUUCUAUGAUCAAUAUUUUAACAACUUUAAGUCUUGUAUUGGCUUAUAAAUUACCUCAAGACAAUAUUACAACAAACAUUCAAUUGCCCUCACCGCCAAUGUCAAAACUAUGGCAAAGCAGUUGGCGCGAGUGCUGGAAGAGUAAAUCCCUGCUCUCAAUGGUGAAAAUACUCACAACAAUUGGACUUUCAUGCUUUUUUAUCAAAUUUACUCUGGUAAUGACCGCAAAUCUCAAUGCAUCAGCGAGUUUGAUUGGAUUUACAAUAGCAAUGCACAAUUUAAUCUUUCACUCCGCUAAAUUCGCAUGCCAACUUCUAAAUAACUCUGUUCUGAGUAUUCAGAAGCAUAUCCGACAAUUAUUAUUAACUUGUCUUCUGGUUAUGACGAUCGCGAUGUACAUUUUGUGCCGGUCACAUGACUAUGGCGAAUAUUUAUUGGCAUUCGUGGGGCUAGCAAUGUCAAGAGAGAUGUUUGAACGCCUCUGGGGAAUAGAGGCAGAUUCGAUGACGAAAAACUCUAUGGAAUGUUUACAGAAACUUAUCACUUGUGUUCUUCCCGUGGUGCUGGGCGCUUAUUGUGAUCUUUAUUCACAUCGAGCCGUUCAGACGUUGGCUGUGGUUCCUUUAAUAUUCGCUACACUUUUGGGAUUUAAACAAUUGGCAUGGCAACCGGAAAAUUCAAAAAUGAAAGUAGUAGAACAACAAAUUAUGAAAUCAUUCAAUCUUGCUAUAAGUGCAAAUAAUAAAAAGCAUAAUUAGUGAUUCUUAAA